UUUUGCGGCUUCCCAUUCGACGAUAAACAUUGCGACCUGACCCACAGGGAUUUCAGAGAGCCAAGGCACGUCAACGUGAAUGAGGCCGAGUUGUGUCCACUGUCGCUAUUAUUCCUGCGGGACUGGAAUUACCCACCGAUAUUAAAAGACAUUCACAUUAUGGUGGAGCCGUGCCCGGCUUGAAAAGAAGGAGACGCAGACCUGUCGCUCUGACAUCGACCUUUACCACCGGAAACCCGCUAGCCUUGGCAGCUAACGGGAGCUAGCUAAGUUAGCUGUUACAUACCCUCGUUUUUUUUUCUCCACGCAGCUGACCUCCACCACAACACAGACGUAUUGAGUACCUUUUGCUCGCUAGGUUGGGGUCGUUUCCCCCAUUUUUCUUUACGCCCGCUCCCGUCCCCGUGUGGUGCCCCUUGGACGUUUCCCGAAUAUGAUACAUAAUGAGUCAAAGAGAUACCUUAGUUCAUCUGUUUGCUGGAGGAUGUGGGGGUACAGUCGGCGCCAUAUUGACUUGUCCACUGGAAGUAGUGAAGACCCGUCUGCAGUCGUCCACCCUCACCCUCUAUGUGUCUGAGGUCCAGCUUAGUACUGUCAACGGAGCCAGUGUGGCACGCGUGUCCCCACCUGGCCCCCUGCACUUCCUCAAAUUGAUAUUGGAGAAAGAAGGACCUCGCUCUCUCUUCAGGGGAUUGGGGCCAAAUUUGGUGGGUGUGGCACCUUCCAGAGCAAUCUACUUUGCUGCUUACUCCACUGCCAAAGAGAGACUGAAUGGUGUGUUGGAACCCGACUCCACGCAGGUACACAUGGUGUCGGCUGGAAUGGCAGGUUUUACAGCCAUCACAGCAACUAAUCCAAUAUGGCUCAUAAAGACCCGUCUGCAGCUGGAUGCUAGGAAUCGAGGUGAGCGAAGGAUGAAUGCGUUUGAGUGCGUACGGCGGGUGUAUCAGGCAGAUGGCCUGCGAGGCUUCUACAGAGGUAUGUCGGCAUCCUAUGCCGGUAUCUCAGAGACUGUGAUCCACUUUGUGAUCUAUGAAAACAUCAAGCGUCGCCUCUUGGAGGCCAAAGCACCGCAGAACAUGGAUGAGGAAGAGGAGUCGUCCAGAGACGCUUCAGACUUUGUGGGGAUGAUGCUUGCUGCUGCCACCUCCAAGACCUGUGCCACAUCUAUUGCUUAUCCUCAUGAAGUGAUACGCACCAGGCUACGCGAGGAGGGCACCAAGUAUAAAUCCUUCUUCCAGACUUUAAGAACAGUGCCCAAAGAGGAGGGUUACCGCGCCCUGUACCGUGGCCUCAUCACUCACCUGGUACGACAGAUCCCCAACACCGCCAUCAUGAUGUGCACCUACGAGCUGGUGGUCUACCUCCUGAACGGUUAAAGUCUCCCCCCCACCCCCACCUAGACAGUAUAUGUGACCCUGCCCCUGUUCAGAGAUGGAGAAGAAGAGAAUGACAGCAACAGCACACCAGCUAGCACGACAACCUGCUCACCAGAAGAGAAGAGAGACAGCACGUUGAUGACCUUUGUCACAGUGACGCGAAUGGUUGUUAAAAAUAAGUUGGCGGUUUUGUUUUAUAACCAAAGGGUCUGGCACAGGGAGGAGGAUCGAAAAGCUCCUCGUGUUGGUUUGGGGAUCUGGGUUUAGCAGUGGCAAAGUAAUGGCUGCCCUAUUUUCAUUUUAAUUCCUCCUUUUUCUCCCUUCGGUUGUGCGUGUCACCUCUGGAAGCUCAGAUUCAGAGAACCUGACUGACAGUAUAUUCUGCCUCUAACAAUACUAAUAAUGAAGGAGAAGUACGAUAAUUCCAGUCGUUAGUACCUGGUGGACAUAAGACCCCCUCCAGCAGUAAACCUAGCUGUCACACUGAUGAUCAGUUUUUAAAAUAUUCAGUAGUACCAUGCAGCAUUCCCUGCAUCCCUCGAGGACCAGAAUACAAAGACGCAGGCUGAGCUGAAAUGUCUGACGAAGGUUCUCAAGUUAGUGAGAAGAAGUCAUUGCUUGAGGCUGUUUGAGGCAGGAUAAACAGAGGAAACAGGCGGAGGUAGGGAGGGAGGCGAAUGGGAGACGUGCCUUGUGUGAAAAUAUGAUGUGUAGACUAAGAUGCACAAUGGCCUGCAGGAGGAGGCGGAGCUCUGGUCGACCUGUCACAACAAAGUCGUACACUGGCACUGUGUGGUUUCAGGAGCCCUUAGUGAACCCCUUUUGCAUAUCGCGAACAUAGACACACUCACCUUAAGGUUUUUAGCAUCCCGAAUGCUGGUCACGAUGUCCUCACUAUGAAGGAAUUAACAUGCAUUUCUGCCUAUACACUAAAUAGCUGCACAAAUGAUAUCUGCUGGUGAAGUCUACCUGCCAACAUCGACCUCUGAUCCUGAAUGUGUUUGUGUUCGCCAUGUGCGGAAGAAGAGUAAUCACUAAGGGUAGAUGAAGGGUAAAAAGUCCCCAAACUGAACCAGAAUAUAAUCCAUUAUUCUAACUACUGGAAUGUAAAUAAACAGAAGGAAUAACUUCACUAAAGGCAAUGAAGUAAAACACUGACCCAUGUUGUGAAUUUGAAAAUAAAUAUCAUUAACUAAUUCUAAUAUUGAUAGAUAUAUAAACUACCUACAUAACGUGAUUGUGUUGCAUUUGUCUGCCCAGUGAAGGCAAACUGCGGGCAUGUAGUGCAUUUUCUUUUUCGAGGAGAGGCCUGUUAGUUGUUACCUGUUCUCAGACAAUGGUGUCGUUCUUUUAGCACUUUUCAAUGUCUCUCUCUAGAUUCCUCAUCUCAUCUCGUCUUUUCCUCAGUUUGGAGACUCCAGGCUAGUUUUACAGGCGAGGACAAUCCUCUUUGAGUUUACUCUGGACACGUUGUACAGUUCAGCCAGUGUGGAGGAAGUAGCCAGGAAUAUGCUCUUCAUAAGCGCACAUUAAGUUACAGACCAGUGUAACAACACAAAAAAAAAUGGUAAUUAUUUUAUUAAUUCCCUUCCCUAGUUGUUGUUCUUGAAGAAAACAAAAUAACUUCAUUUCAACCAGUUCAAAAAAAUGGAAUUGCUUUUUGGUUUGUCAGUGUUUCAUGUGCUCUUGGAUGUCCUUGUCUUGUGGAAUGGAAAGGUACUUGCUCUCUGCUUUUGGAUACAUUUGUUUUUUUGUUGUUUUGUUUGUUUGUUUGUUUGUUUGUUUGUUUAGCAUUUUUAUGCCAUGUUUCAAAUACUACAAAAGACAAAAACAGUAUUUUGCUUUUAUCUCAUCUAUCCUAGUAGCCCCAGACGUAACUUUCCCUCUGUAAUAACACGACACAAGAACCUAGCCUGUUGAUGUCUGUGUUGAAUUUCACCACAAACUUAAAGUUUAUGGCUUAACUCGCAAUGCUAAAUUAUCAUGUCCCUCUAACGGCAUGAGCCGCUGCAGUCGUGCUACAGUGUAUCUGAACCCACGGCGAUAAGUUACUCAAACACUUGAGUGCUUAGCGGGUGGGAGCGCUGGUGUGCAGCAGUAAAAGCGUCCCCGACUACUGUGGAAGUGGUAUUGGGCUUACUAUGCAGCUCGACUAUGCUCACUCUCUUUGCGCCAUUGUACUUGAGAUUGCAGAUACAGUCUCGGUUGCUUUUCUCCACUGGAAUUAUUAUUGAUGUGAUCCUCAAUGUGAACAAUUUUGAGUUUUACAGCUCACAUGAACGAUUAAUUAGAUUAGUCUCAUUGUGCAGAUCUUGGUGUAGAUGUAUUAAUGCUUACACGCAGUACCAUCAGCGCACACUACUGAGGCAGUCGGACGUCCGUGGGAAACCUCUGUUGCUGCUAGUAGCGAUUGGAUCGUCGUGCGUCAUGGUGCUGGCUACAUUCAUGGGUCUAAAACCGGACGGACAGACAGCCUAAGCCUGUAGUGUGAGUUGAUUGCACUCAUGUGAUUUAAAGGGUUUGUUCACCCAAAUUCACAAAAAAAACCCCAUUCGUUUUUAUCUGGGUGAAAUGAUCCUUUAACUGUAUGGUUUUACGCAUCACUUCUCUUGUAUCACCUGAUGCAUUAUUUCCUACCUUCCAUGGUUCUUCUUUUGCACCCACGCGUUUGCAUUGUGUGCUAGUAAGUGUGCGUGAGUGUGUGUGUUGUAUUGCGUGUGCUCGCUUAAUGACAGCCGCAUGUCAUUCAGUCAUGUCCUGUGCGUAAGUGACCAUAGGAGUAUGUAUGUAUGCAUUCAGAGGAAUAGCUGCAAACAGUGUUGUUUUUAUCUUUUUAAAUAAAUUGUUGCCUUUCUCCUGACACCCUUUUGUUUUUUUCCAUGUGUUCACUGAUGAGUCCGCUUUGAGUGUGGCUCCGUCUAUGCAUUCUCUCAUACCUGUUUUUGUAAAACAAAACGCCAAUAAAAUGAAAAGAGUGCAAGCAUA
Acanthopagrus latus (yellowfin seabream) is the source of this 4364-nucleotide messenger RNA. RefSeq names its product solute carrier family 25 member 36-A-like. The record is from RefSeq and is a predicted model, not a curated record. Gene Ontology annotation, biological process: pyrimidine nucleotide import into mitochondrion. Gene Ontology annotation, molecular function: pyrimidine nucleotide transmembrane transporter activity. The transcript is spliced from 7 exons. Lineage: Eukaryota; Metazoa; Chordata; Actinopteri; Spariformes; Sparidae. Gene Ontology annotation, cellular component: mitochondrion. Bases 444 to 1379 code for a protein of 311 amino acids.